AUGGAUAAAUGUUCAACAUCUCCCGUUCCAAUACAUAAAGGAGACAAGUUUAGUCUCAUGCAAUGUCCAAAGAAUGAUUUGGAACGGAAACAGAUGGAAAAUAUCCCUUAUGCAUCUGUUGUUGGGAGUUUGAUGUAUGCUCAAACAUGUACAAGACCAGAUAUUAGUUUUGCAGUUGGUAUGCUUGGUAGAUAUCAGAGUAAUCCAGGAAUGGAUCAUUGGAAAGCUGCAAAGAAAGUUUUAAGAUACCUACAAGGAACAAAGAAUCACAUGUUUACUUACAAAAGAUCUAAUCAUCUUGAAGUGAUUGGAUAUACAGAUUCAGACUUUGCUGGCUGUAUAUAUACAAGAAAAUCUACAUAUGGUUAUCUGUAUCUUUUAGCCAGAGGAGCAAUCUCAUGGAAAAGUGCGAAGCAGUCCGUCAUUGCUACAUCCACUAUGGAAGCUGAAUUUGUGGCAUGCUUUGAGGUCACUAUUCAGGCUAAUUGGUUGCGGAACUUUAUUUCAGGACUUGGAACAGUUGACAGUAUUGCCAAGCCGCUGAAAAUUUAUUGUGACAAUUCCGCAACAGUCUUCUUUUCUAAGAACGAUAAGUAUUCCAAAGGUGCUAAACAUAUGGAAUUGAAAUACUUUGUCGUUAAAGAAGAAAUUCAGAAUCAUAAAGUGUCAAUAGAACAUAUUAGCACUGAUUUUAUGAUUUCUGACCCUUUAACAAAAGGGUUACCGCCCAAAUUAUUUGUUGAUCAUGUAAAGAAUAUGGGCAUUAUGUCUACCACUGAAAGUUGA
Messenger RNA from Vigna angularis (adzuki bean), 786 nucleotides. Its product is annotated as secreted RxLR effector protein 161-like. The record is from RefSeq and is a predicted model, not a curated record. Bases 1 to 786 code for a protein of 261 amino acids. The transcript has a single exon. NCBI's taxonomy places the organism in Eukaryota, Viridiplantae, Streptophyta, Magnoliopsida, Fabales, Fabaceae.